This is a messenger RNA of Pieris macdunnoughi, 780 nucleotides long. Lineage: Eukaryota; Metazoa; Arthropoda; Insecta; Lepidoptera; Pieridae. The record is from the annotation of a GenBank genome assembly.
AUGCUACCUGGAUACGGAGCUGUGACACAAGCCCUUUUGGGCACGCUCCUGACGUGGGGUUUGACUGCCGCUGGAGCCGGCUGUGUCUUCUUUAUUCGAGGAAAACAUAGGAAAGUACUGGAUGUCUCACUGGGUUUCGCAGCAGGUGUUAUGACGGCAGCAUCUUAUUGGUCGCUUUUAGAACCAGCUAUUGAAAUGUGUAAAGAAUCUGGAAUGUAUGGCGAUGAAGGACAGUUCGCAUUCGUACCUGUUGCUGUGGGAUUUCUAUUUGGAGCUAUAUUUGUUUUUGGUACCGACCGGUUCCUGGAUUAUCUAGGAAUAAGUUCAACAAAUAUGAUGAUAAGUAUAACAAAGAGCAAAGAUUCCAAAGAAAAGCUCGAAGACUUGGAAAUGAUGACGGCACUGAACCGUCGGUCAUCGAAUCCCACAGUUGUUACGAUGGAGGCAACUCAGCCAGUCGAGUUCGCAGAUUGCAUCUCAAACCAGCACACAGCUCAAAGAAGAAGGCACCAUCACUCACAACAUUCACUUAAAAAUGGUGAAGUUGGUGAAGGUGAUAGAAGAGACAGUGUUAUGCGGUCACUAGAAGCACGUCAGUCUCAGUGGAAGAGGAUAAUGCUUCUGGUAGUGGCCAUCACAGUCCAUAAUAUACCAGAAGGUUUGGCUGUGGGUGUGGCUUUUGGAGCCGCUGCAUCAUCCAGUAAAGCCUCAUUUCAUAGUGCCAGGUUAGUGUUAGUUAUAUACCAACAGGAUGUACCCAUAUCUUUAUUUAUAUUAUAA